GCCACGCGCAAGAGCAGGAGGCGCCGAAUUUGGAUCUCAAAAAAAAAAAUGACCAGCGCACUGCGCGCUCUGCUCCUCGUCAUCGCGCCCGCCGCCGCCCUCGUGCGCGGCAGCUUCACGUGGCGCGUGCCCAGCGACCGUUUAAACAAGGGCGAGCCCAUCGAGUCCGCGCCGUUCGACUGCGCCGGCCAGCGGUGGACACUCAAGCUCUCGCCACGUAACAAUAAGAGGUGCGGUGUUGAGUUAAGGUACGCGGCGAAGGACGUGGGCGACGCCGUCGACGCGGCCUUCACGCUCCGGCUGGGUUCCAAUACUGAGGAAGGCGGCCUCACGUUCGUCCACCCUUUAGCCGCGGGCGUCUUGGACGGCGAGGGUCCGGCCUACCGGACGGAACUGGAUAUCGACGACGAAUUGCUCGAGGUCGAGUCCGAGAUUCAAGUGUAUGCGGCGUCGUCCGAUACCAAGACGGCGACCGACCGGCAGUUCGCGACGUUCCGCCACCCCGAGCCGGCCGUCAAGCUCGCGCGGAAGACGAACUCGCCGCUGCCGUUAGCUUUAGCGAGGUUACCGCGACUGGUAAGAGCUGCCUUCGCCGCCCCGGACGCCGUCCGGAACGGGUUACGGGUGGGCCACGUCGUCGUGCCCGUGCUGGUCGAGGGCGGCGCGCCCGACAGCGCUAGGCGCGGCGUCGCGCCGCUGGGGGCCGACGGGCUGCCCGCGCCGCCGCGAAGCAUCGAGCAGUGCGAGGCGUUGAAGGAACAGACGCUGUUCAUGGUCCAGGCGGGCCUCCAGGCCUGGGGCGUGAACGGCGGCGACGAGCGGACGCGCGGGGCGUUGGGUGCGCGCGGCGUGCUGCCCGGAGCCGAUUAUAGGGUCGAGUCGCUGGAGCUCGCGGACGGGACUCGCGUCGCUCGCUUGCCCGACGGCAUUUCGAAAGGUGUUAGGGUCGCGUUACAACCGAUCUUCCCCUGGCGCUUCCGGGGCGCGCCCGACGGCGGCUGGCCCGCGACGCUCGAGCUGGACGGCGUCGACGGCUGCGACGACGGCGGCGAGGCGUGCGCUAUUCUCGAUGGGACGGACGCUUCUCUAGCGUUACUGACGCAGCCGGGCUUCGCCGCGGCGACGGCGACGGCCGCGGCGGCGCUCGGCUCGACGUUCGCGGCCUUGGCGCUCUUCUUCUGCAACUGCUUCUCGCUGACCUACAUCCCGACGACGUCCAUGGUGCCGACCUUACAGCCCGGCGACGUCGUGUUGCAGGACCGGUUCUUCACGGGGACCGGCUUCGGACCCGUCUUCCUCAAACCCAAGGCCGGCGACUUGAUCUUCUUCGAGCCGCCGCCGGCCUUGAAAUCUUUGGUGGAUACGGGCAACACGAAGCAGUUCGUUAAAAGAGUUGCGGCCGUCGAGGGCGACAUCGUAAGGGUCACGGAAACGGGAGACGUCUUCGUCAAGGGCGUGCCGCGGCCGGGUUUGUGUGAUCCGAAGACGGGGCGCAAGCCCCAGUUCGCGGAAGCGAAGGGCCGCGUGCCGCGCGGCACGGUCUACGUGCUCGGCGACUGCCCGGGCAACAGUGUGGAUUCGCGGUCGUGGGGCAACCUGCCCGUGGACCUCGUGACGGGCCGGCCUUUGGUCAGGCUCUGGCCUCCCGCGCGCGUCGGGCCCAUCUGA
Pelagomonas calceolata is the source of this 1668-nucleotide messenger RNA. NCBI's taxonomy places the organism in Eukaryota, Pelagophyceae, Pelagomonadales, Pelagomonadaceae. The record is from the annotation of a GenBank genome assembly.